Molecule: messenger RNA, 1530 nt
Organism: Mesorhabditis belari
Lineage: Eukaryota; Metazoa; Nematoda; Chromadorea; Rhabditida; Rhabditidae
Source: the annotation of a GenBank genome assembly
AUGACUCUCAAUCAACAAAUUGCAACUCUACCUGAUGGAGAAUAUAAAAAGCUUUUUACGGAUGUAGCUGAGCGCCUUAUUGCUUCAAGGUCGUUUCUAUUGGAAGAGCUUUUUAAUAAGUUUGGUGGACCUCUUGAUUUAGCUGAAUCAAUUCAGGUUGUGAAAAACGUGCGCAAGAUCCCAUAUCUUACAAGUACUCAGCUGCGUGUUUCCAUCCUUCAAUACAGGGAUUUAUACUUGGAUAAGCAAAUCCUCGAUGUGUCGGCCAACCCCGAAUUUGCUCUACAAGCAAUUGAAAUUUAUCGCAACUGUAUGUACGACACAAUGGUCCUUUACAUGGCAGUGUUUCCUGAAAACGAAAUUGUGCGACGAGAUCCGGGAGUUGAUCCACGCUGGGAGCAAUGGUCAGCAAACAGUCCAUCUUCUGUUCUAGCUGAGUGGGCAAUCCGUAAUGUUUACCGUCUUCUCGAAUUAAUUGAACGUGCCGAUAUGAAAAGUCAAGUGGAUAUGUCUGCAUUCCCGGUGGAAGAUACAAACUGGGAUUCUGCGGGUAUGAAAGCCAACGUUAAUGGUGGACCUCCUCAACCAGCAGCUGAAAUCUCAAUGUGCGACGAACUAUGUAUCUAUGGAAAUGGAAUAGUGGAGUCACUGAAUGUGCUGCGAUAUUCCUUGAGUCCAAUACUGCUGCCAUUUGUUGUUUCGCAUCGCUCAUCGGUUCAUUUUUCCCGUGCUGUUCGCAUACUGGCAAUUCAUUUAAUUGAUUUCUUCAACAAGUGUAUCUUAUUCUACUUUCCAUAUUCUACUAUCAAUCGACUCUAUGGAUCUAGUCUGCCUCGCCACGAAUACGAAAAAAUUUGCCAUUUGAAUGUUCGCGAUAUUCUGAAUGAAUGUGAUGGUGGCGAAACGAUGAAAGAGAUUCUUCAAACCGAUUUGGAGCCUCCAAAAGUUGAUGAUGAUGUCUUAGAAACUCUUUUAGCCAAGAAAAUACCAAUCGCAGAUUUUUCUAAAUCAGAAGACAAUGAUACAAUGAUACAGACAAUGACUUCUGAGCCGCCUCCCGAAGAUGUUUUGCUGAAUGCUGCGGAAAAUGCUCCAAAUUCAAAACAGCCUGAAACAUUGCAUUUGGGCACAGCUCCAUCAUCCAGUAGCACUACAAUUCCAAACGCUCAUCCUGAUGUCACUAUUGAAUCUACUCAAUUGUCAGAUAUGGACAUUACGGAAACAUCAUCUUUGACUGAAGCUUUGCAGACAGAUUCGACGCCUCUGUCAUCGAUGGAUUUGGUUACGACAUCCAGCGGGCGAAUGGUUCCAACAGAUGUCACCUCCUAUAACACUGCUAGGACGAGCGUUCGUUUUUCAAUUGACGGUGAUGAUAUUAGCGAGACAAACGAUUUGAAGACGCACCACUCUUUCCAGUCGGCUCAUUCACCUUCAAACAUGUCUAUUGCUAAAACGGAUACAUUGCUUGAUGCUGAAAAUAGCCGUGGCCAUAAUAUUUCGAUUGAAAGCGUUGAUGGAAGCGGCUACCAA